Messenger RNA from Manihot esculenta (cassava), 2698 nucleotides. Its product is annotated as pathogenesis-related thaumatin-like protein 3.5. The record is from RefSeq and is a predicted model, not a curated record. The transcript is spliced from 5 exons. Lineage: Eukaryota; Viridiplantae; Streptophyta; Magnoliopsida; Malpighiales; Euphorbiaceae. Gene Ontology annotation, biological process: defense response. The coding region runs from base 1672 to 2637 and encodes 321 amino acids. Gene Ontology annotation, cellular component: extracellular region.
UUUGAAUUUGAAAGAUUAAUAACAUGCAACGGUGCCGUUUCAUACCAUUAAUUCCCGGCAAUUGUUUCAACUACAAUCGCGUAGAGCUUUCUUGUGUAGGCUGCAGCCUCUCACUUCUGCGCGAUAAUGGCGAGAGACGCAAUGCAGGAGCACUGGAGCCUCUACGAAGCGUACAACGAGCUCCACGGCUUGGCCCUAGAGCUAGAGAUCCCAUUAGAAGAACCGGCUGUUCUAGCGGUGGGCCAUCAGACGGACGGGAAAAGCGCUUUAGUGGAUUGGCGCGGUAGGAAGACCGUCGCCCGAUUAUCCUCCAGAUAAAGCAUUCACUGAAUUUGAAAAUUUGAGGCUGGAGGGAGAAUUGUGCCAAUUUUCAGCUAGGACUGUCCCAAUGGGCUUAUUGCUCCUGCACCAGAGCCAAGCUCGUGCUGUGGAGUCUCCUUUACGAGCAAAAAUGCAGCAUAAAGAAUUCAUUAUAUUAUGUCUUGAAGAUUGUAGUGAUUGGAGUAUUGCAACUAAUGGAAGGGCAGUAAUGCAAGUAGGUGUCCUUUCAACUUCCUAUUGCAUCUCCUCUCCAUUACUUAGAUUUCUGAAAUUCAGAUAGGAAUAAGAUUAAUUUUAGGUUAUCCAUUACAGCUUCUUGCAUGUGCUUUUCAUUAAUGAAAUUUUAGCUUCCUUCCAUACUGAUUUAGCCUUAAUUUCAUUAAUUUUAUUAGCUUAGGAUAUAUGCGCUGCCAUAGUUAGAAGUUAGAAGCUUUGCAAGUGAUUCUCAGAACAGACGUGCUGUAGUUGAAUGUGUCUAAAUAGACAUGCUGUUUUGGUAUGGUUAAGUGAUCAAAUUCUUCCUUUGCCAAAUGUUUGAAAAUGAGGGUUAAAAUCCACCUCAAAGAUUAGCUUUUACUGGUAGCUUUUAUCGCUUUACAGUCCAUUGAGCCUCCACAUGGAAAAUAAAUGUAAUUAAAAAGAAAUCUAACCGGAGGGCACAAAAGAUGAGACCAAUGUUUCAUAUGCCAAUAUGAGAAAGAUCCAAUAUGUGGUCGUCUCUUUGCAACAAAGGACCAAUUCGCUGUCUUCUAGGAAACCAUAUUAGCAUAAGCAGUCCAACAAAUCAUGGCCCCUAGCUGACAUACGAAUCACAUUUACUGGUGCAGGGCCCUAGGGCAAAACCCAUGAGUGGAAGGCCUUGUCCUACCAGAGGGAUGUGAAGUGGACUCUCAAGGAGAGUAGAGUCUGGAUGCUUCAUACGAGUUUCCUUCCAGUGCAAGGAAAGCGAGAUCGAAUCCAUUAUACUCAAAAGGCAUUAUCAUUGUCUGGCUGAUGAACUUUUAGAUUAGGGAAUGUAAGAAUCAGCGGUAUUUGAGAAGGUCUGCUUAAUCCAUUGAUUUCAUAUAUUCAUAAUCCACUCAAGUCCGUUUCUAUCACUCUGAAUUUAACUGGUUUUGAUUUUAAGUUAGACCGGUCUGUUUCAGAACCGGAUUGUGGCCAUUACUAAUAAAGAGCAAGUGAAGUGGAAAGUGAAAAGGUUAGUAAGUAAGAUGUUAAGAAUAAAAUAUUAGGAGCAAGGAAUCAAUUGGUUGGACAUGUAAUUAAGCAAGGAAGCCUUUCUAUAGGCGUCUCUGUUUAUAGAUUCACUCUCUUCCACACGUAUUCUUCCAUUCCAUUCCCUUUAUCGCCAUGCACUCAUAUAAGAACUUCACCUGUAAUAUCUCAGUUCUCCAUGUAAACACAGCUUUUCGAAGUGUAUUUGAGAUGACUCCAAACCUCAGCUCCUCACUAGCUUUCUUUUUCAUCUUCUUUGCUUUUGCUUCAGGGCAAAAUGCUUCCACAAUGCAAAAUACUUCCACAACUACGAAAACAUUCACGUUGUAUAACCACUGCAAAGCAACGAUAUGGCCUGGAAUUAUAACAAAAGGUGACAGCGGCCGUGGAAAUGGUUUCACUUUAAACCCAGGCCAAACUGCAUUCUACACUGCUCCAACUGGCUGGAGCGGCCGGAUAUGGGCUCGAACAAACUGCAAUUUUGACAAAAAUGGCACUGGAUCAUGUCAAACAGGCAGCUGUGGCACCUCUCUGAAUUGCUCACGCCCAAGUAGCCCACCCAACACAAUUGCCGAAUUCACCCUUGGAGAUAUCGAUUUUUACGAUGUUAGCCUUGUUGAUGGGUUUAACUUGCCCAUAGUAGUUCAACCUCUUAAUGGUAAAGGGAAUUGUAGCAUUGCUGGUUGUGAUGGAGAUGUUCGGAAUAGUUGCCCGUCGGAGCUCUCCGUUAGGUCUGAUGGGAAGGUUAUUGCUUGCCGGAGCGCAUGCAACGUGUUUGACACUGAUGAGUAUUGCUGUAGAGGAGCAUACAGUGAUCCUGUAGCAUGUGUACCCUCUAAUUAUUCCAGGGGGUUUAAGCAAAUAUGCCCUGCAUCAUCUAGCUAUGCAUUUGAUGGGGAUGCAACAAGUAUCAUAACAUGCUCUGCAUCAGACUACAUUGUCACUUUUUGUGCAUCAAGGAAUCAAACUUUCUGCAGUUACCACGACAAUAAGGUCAUAUGCAAUGAUACAAGAAGUGGCUCAAAAGCACUGCUACCUCAAGGAUGGUGGAAUCUGAUGGUGACAUUGCCUUUGGCAUUUAUCUUGCAAACCAAAAUUUAGCAGUAUCUGCAAUUCUGUAUAGUGUGAUUCAUUUUUGAAAUGAAAGAUUUGAAUUUCCCCA